This is a messenger RNA of Stomoxys calcitrans (stable fly), 543 nucleotides long. RefSeq lists its product as uncharacterized. The record is from RefSeq and is a predicted model, not a curated record. The transcript is spliced from 3 exons. Bases 1 to 543 code for a protein of 180 amino acids. Lineage: Eukaryota; Metazoa; Arthropoda; Insecta; Diptera; Muscidae.
AUGCUUGGUAUGCUGUGUGUAUACCAUCAUGGUGCCAUCUUGCAACCAAUUAUUUAUGUGUCUUCCCUUUUCAAGUUGUAUGCUGUUAAAUUUUGGUUAAGGACUGCCCGUUGUACCACGCAUGAUCCAGAAUUUUCCAAAUUCGACUUGUGUCAAUUAGCACCUGACAAUGCUAAUGUUCCAAGAUUAUCUGUUGUUCUGCGUCUUCUGAAGGGUCCAAUCACGUCAUGCAAGACUGGUGUAACCAUAGGAUAUGCAACCAUUCAAAGUAUGCCCUUAAUCGUUAAUACAUGGGAUUUCUGUGCUUUUAUGGCCGAUUCUAAAAGGUUUAAGUCAUUUGAACGCAUAUUUGAAUACUUCGGGCCCUACAGCAAUAUCAAUCACACAUGUCCCUAUGAUCAUGAUAUUUAUGUGACGAAUUUUACUUUAACACGUCGAGCAAUUAUGCCUUUGCCAAAUGGACGGUAUGCCAUUAAUACCACCUACAUCUUUAACAAAAAAUCUCAAAUUUCCGCUAACAUAACCUUUGAUUUUGAGAACUGA